Messenger RNA from Gordionus sp. m RMFG-2023, 600 nucleotides. RefSeq lists its product as uncharacterized. Lineage: Eukaryota; Metazoa; Nematomorpha; Gordioida; Chordodea; Parachordodidae. The transcript has 5 exons. Bases 117 to 422 code for a protein of 101 amino acids. The record is from RefSeq and is a predicted model, not a curated record.
AACAUUAUAAACAUCCUCAUGUCAAGCCAGCUGAUAUGAAAUUUACAAUAUAGCCAUCAAAAGAGAUAAUAAUAAUUGGGUAUCCUUAAAUUGUGAUAUUCCAUAUAAUAUCACAAAUGGAGUUGAAACCCAGUUGCAAAAAAAAGACAAUAACAUAUUACUUCCAAAAAAAAAUCUCAGUUAUUGAAGAUUCACAAAUUGUAUUAUCUCCUCAUCCAAUCCCCAGUUCCAGUGAGGCGCUUACUUUGUAUGAUGAGAAAAUCUCAGUUAUUGAAGAUUCACAAAUUGUAUUAUCUCCUUAUCCAAUCCCCAGUUCUAGUGAGGCGCUUACUUUGCAUGAGGGAAUAAAUUAUGAGGAUAUUCAAAGUCCAAGUCUUAUUCAGCUAUACAAAAAGAAGGAAUCAAAUGACCCAUUUAUUUAGGAUGACAAAUAUUUUGAUUAAUUUCAUAAUUGCUGUAGACCCAUGCCUGUUACUCACAAGAGUAUUUAUUUUUUUUACUUUUUAAACAGGAGCAUGAAUAUAAUCUAUUAUAGAAAAGUUAAUAUAUAUGGUUCCCUCAACCCCAGAAAUUGGCUAUCUUAUAGCACUACUUUAGACA